UUCAUCCCACUGUCCAGUAGCCGGGCUCGAUCAACCGCGAACAGUCACGAUGGCUCGAAUUCACAAGCUUAUUCUCACCCUCUGUGCAGUCAUCCCCAUAGUAAUCGGGCAGUGUACUUUACAGAGAGCAGAAGUCCUCUUCAGAAGAUCAGUAUACGAGUUCUCCGUGGAUCUAGUCAGAAGAAUCGCCGAGGACAAUGAAGGCCAUUUUAUUGCCUCAACUCUAUCACCCUGGACUCUCCUAUCAGCAGUAUCCUUAGGAGCAGCAGACGACACCCUCUCCCAAAUCCAGCAAGUCUUAAAACACCACCGCCACAAAUGCUUCAACAACAAAUACUUGGAACUGGCAAAGCAAAUCGCCUCUUCAAGCAAUGGGGCUACCCUUGAGCACAGUUCCAAUCUCUUCAUGGACCACUCAAUGAUACUCAAAGAAAGGUUCAGAAAUCAACUGACCAAAACCGGCGUUUGUGACAUAACUCCUUUAUCUUUCGACGACUUCAACAGGGCGGCUGGCAUCAUAAAUAAUUACGUAAAAGAAACCACGCAUGGUGUUAUCGACGAAAUUAUAUCACCCAGUGAUUUGGAAGGAGUGUAUUUGAUUAUGGUAGAUGCGUUGUACUUUAAAGGUUCGUGGCGUAAGGCUUUCUUGCCUGAAGAAACAGAAGCGAGUACCUUCUACGAUGCUCAUAGGAAUCCUAUCGGAGAAGUGAAUUUGAUGUUCGCUAACAACGAAUUCAACAUUACUACGAUUGACGCGAUCGAAGCUACAGUCUUGGAGCUGCCGUAUGGACAUGACGACAGGUUUUCUAUGUUGCUAUUCUUGCCGAACGAUGAUGUGCCCCUUAUAAACGUGAUUGGGGACUUGAAAAAGAUCAGCCUUGGUUCCAUAUUCGGACUGUUCCAAAGGGAGGGAGGGCCGAAGAAGGUGUUUGUUCAGAUUCCGCGGUUCAAGAUUACGAGUGAUUUGGAUAAUUUGAAGGAGCUUUUAAUUGAUAUGGGAUUGAGGGAUAUGUUUGACGCUAACAGGGCGAGAUUCCCUGAGAUUUCGGAUUACCAGCUGCAUGUUUCUAGCUUCAUUCAAAAGGCAGAUGUGGAGGUGACAGAGGAAGGGACGGUGGCUGCAGCAGUGACAGAGAUGGGUUUCUCUUUCAGGAGUUCAGUCCAGGCUGAGAACUUUUUGGCAAACAAACCCUUCUUCUUCAUGAUUGUGGAUAGUUCCCCUUGUGACCCCGUCGCAGUUAUCUCCGCAAGAUAUCGCCUGACAAUUUUAUUUUCAUCCCACUGUCCAGUAGCCGGGCUCGAUCAACCGCGAACAGUCACGAUGGCUCGAAUUCACAAGCUUAUUCUCACCCUCUGUGCAGUCAUCCCCAUAGUAAUCGGGCAGUGUACUUUACAGAGAGCAGAAGUCCUCUUCAGAAGAUCAGUAUACGAGUUCUCCGUGGAUCUAGUCAGAAGAAUCGCCGAGGACAAUGAAGGCCAUUUUAUUGCCUCAACUCUAUCACCCUGGACUCUCCUAUCAGCAGUAUCCUUAGGAGCAGCAGACGACACCCUCUCCCAAAUCCAGCAAGUCUUAAAACACCACCGCCACAAAUGCUUCAACAACAAAUACUUGGAACUGGCAAAGCAAAUCGCCUCCUCAAGCAAUGGGGCUACCCUUGAGCACAGUUCCAAUCUCUUCAUGGACCACUCAAUGAUACUCAAAGAAAGGUUCAGAAAUCAACUGACCAAAACCGGCGUUUGUGACAUAACUCCUUUAUCUUUCGACGACUUCAACAGGGCGGCUGGCAUCAUAAAUAAUUACGUAAAAGAAACCACGCAUGGUGUUAUCGACGAAAUUAUAUCACCCAGUGAUUUGGAAGGAGUGUAUUUGAUUAUGGUAGAUGCGUUGUACUUUAAAGGUUCGUGGCGUAAGGCUUUCUUGCCUGAAGAAACAGAAGCGAGUACCUUCUACGAUGCUCAUAGGAAUCCUAUCGGAGAAGUGAAUUUGAUGUUCGCUAACAACGAAUUCAACAUUACUACGAUUGACGCGAUCGAAGCUACAGUCUUGGAGCUGCCGUAUGGACAUGACGACAGGUUUUCUAUGUUGCUAUUCUUGCCGAACGAUGAUGUGCCCCUUAUAAACGUGAUUGGGGCCUUGAAAAAGAUCAGCCUAGGUUCCAUAUUUGGACUGUUCCAAAGGGAGGGAGGGCCGAAGAAGGUGUUUGUUCAGAUUCCGCGGUUCAAGAUUACGAGUGACUUGGAUAAUUUGAAGGAGCUUUUAAUUGAUAUGGGAUUGAGGGAUAUGUUUGACGCUAACAGGGCGAAAUUCCCUGAGAUUUCGGAUUACCAGCUGCAUGUUUCUAGCUUCAUUCAAAAGGCAGAUGUGGAGGUGACAGAGGAAGGGACGGUGGCUGCAGCAGUGACAGAGAUGGGUUUCUCUUUCAGGAGUUCAGUCCAGGCUGAGAACUUUUUGGCAAACAAACCCUUCUUCUUCAUGAUUGUGGAUAGGAAAACUGAAGUGCCAGUCUUCAGUGGAGCCUACUCCAAGCCCAAACUGUUUUAGUCGAUUUUGUAAGUGAAUUACAG
Messenger RNA from Ostrinia furnacalis (Asian corn borer), 2565 nucleotides. RefSeq names its product serine protease inhibitor 7 (gene serpin-7). The transcript has 2 exons. The record is from RefSeq and is a predicted model, not a curated record. Bases 50 to 2542 code for a protein of 830 amino acids. Gene Ontology annotation, molecular function: serine-type endopeptidase inhibitor activity. NCBI's taxonomy places the organism in Eukaryota, Metazoa, Arthropoda, Insecta, Lepidoptera, Crambidae.